This is a messenger RNA of Acanthochromis polyacanthus (spiny chromis), 1715 nucleotides long. RefSeq names its product dynein axonemal assembly factor 10 (gene dnaaf10). Lineage: Eukaryota; Metazoa; Chordata; Actinopteri; Pomacentridae. The record is from RefSeq and is a predicted model, not a curated record. The coding region runs from base 169 to 1245 and encodes 358 amino acids. Gene Ontology annotation, molecular function: ubiquitin binding. The transcript is spliced from 8 exons.
UAUGCCUCAGAUAAAUAAUAUUUACUUUAAAAAAAUACAUUUCUGAUCAGGCACCGCCGUGGACAGCCGCGGGAGUGUUUAGCAGUUAGCUGCACUGAGCUAAACGGCCUCUUUCUACUUUUCCACUGGAUUUCAGCCGUUUUACUGAAUAUUUUCGCUUCAGUAAACAUGUCAACGCCUCUAUCGAAGCCUCAGAUUAUCGCUCACAUCCAGAAGAGUUUAAACUACACGGUUUUCGACAGUAAAUGGAUUCCGAGCAGCGCUAAGUUCGUGUGUUUGGGGAACUUUCCCAGAGGAACCGGAGUGAUGCAGAUCUACGAGGUUCAGCACGGAGAGGCUCAGCUGGUCAAAGAGGUAGAGAAACCUAAACCCAUAAAGUGUGGGACGUUUGGGGCCACUUCUCUUCAACAGAGACACAUAGCGACGGGGGAUUUUGAUGGAAAUCUCAACAUAUGGAAUCUGGAGACGCCUGAUGUUCCAGUUUACUCCGUGAAGGCCCAUAAAGAGAUCGUGAACAGCAUCGAUGGUGUCGGCGGUCUGGGGAUCGGUGACGGAGCACCUGAGCUCGUCACCGGAAGCAGAGACGGGACGGUGAAGGUGUGGGAUCCCAGACAGAAGGACUCACCUGUAGCCAACAUGGAGCCGGUGGAAGGAGAAGCCAAGAGGGACUGCUGGACUGUCGCAUUUGGUCACGCCUUCAACGACCAGGACCGCUGUGUGUGCGCCGGCUACGACAACGGCGACAUUAAACUGUUCGACCUGCGGAACAUGUCCCUACGGUGGGAAACCAACAUCAAAAAUGGGGUGUGCUGCGUGGAGUUUGACAGGAAAGACAUCAACAUGAACAAGCUGGUGGCGACGUCGCUGGAGGGAAAGUUCCACGUCUUCGACACGAGGACCCAGCACCCCACCAAGGGCUUCGCCUCCGUUUCCGAAAAGGCUCAUAAAUCCACCGUCUGGCAGGUGAGACAUUUGCCUCAAAACAGAGACAUCUUUAUGACCACAGGGGGAGCAGGAAACCUCCACCUAUGGAAAUAUGAGUAUCCGGCUCAGAGAAGCAAAAAGGACGGUGAGGGUGGGGAUGUGGGCGUGGCCGGCUCGGUCAGCCUCCUGCAGAACGUCACUCUGUCCACUCAGCCCAUCGCCAGCCUGGACUGGAGCCCCGACAAGCAGGGCCUGUGUGUGUGUUCGGGCUUUGACCAGUCGGUUCGGGUCCUCAUCGUCACCAAACUCAACGUGGUGUGAAGAAGCAGACUGAUGGGAAAGGUGUGAGCAGCUUUAACUGAAAUCAGAGACGCAGCGCUGUGUAAAUCACCGAAUCUUCUCUGAUUACAGACUCCAGUUUCUAUAUUCCCAGACAACAGUUUAAACCUCACUGAACUGGGGAAGGGUUGUUCGGUUUUGGCGGUUCUGUCUCUAAAAUGUGCGACGCUCGUCUGAUUCCUGCAGAGUUUUAUCCUGCAGUGCAGUACACUCUGUCUGUAACACAACUACACAUUUCCCAUAUGAUGAGAUGAACAAAUGAGUCAUGCAGCCUCUGGAUCAGAGUGAUCAGGGACCAAAAUGUAAUUUCUUGAUCAGUUUCCAUUUUUGCAGGAGACUCGGUGAAACAUCCGUCUUUUGUUGAACUCUCUGUGAACGUUGCUGUCCUCCAGUUAGUGUUUUGAUAUGAAGGGUUUUUUAUUUUCAAAUUAAAUGUGGUUUUGAAGAGAAAA